Molecule: messenger RNA, 1172 nt
Organism: Phragmites australis (common reed)
Lineage: Eukaryota; Viridiplantae; Streptophyta; Magnoliopsida; Poales; Poaceae
Product: auxin-responsive protein SAUR32-like
Exons: 1
Coding region: 300-665 (121 amino acids)
Biological process (GO): response to auxin
Source: RefSeq, a predicted model, not a curated record
CGCCCGUCGCCUCCCCACCUCCCUCGCUUGGCAUCGCAGCUCGGAGCUCAAGAACAGAAAGAAAUCGUCGUCGAGAAGACAAAGUGGAGUAGGCCAUGUCCAACGUGCCCACCUCCCUCCGCGACUCCUCCCUCACCGUCUUCCGCCUCGCCAUCUCCAGCUCCGACCCCUGGCCCUUUUCUUCCUCCCUCUAGCCAUCAGUCUUUUCUUCUUGACUUCUUGUUCUUGAACAAUCAACCAAGAACCAGGCUCCUCCUUGCUCCGAUUCUCUGGGUCUCGAUCUGGCUUGCCUGCCGACCAUGCACAGCAAGCAGCAGCAGCAGCAGCAGCAGCAGGGGAUGGCGGUGGCGCCCAAGGGGUGCGUGACGGUGCGGGUGGGCGCGGAGGGGGAGGAGCAGCGGCGGUUCGCCGUGCCGCUGGGCCACCUCAAGCACCCGCUCUUCGGCGCGCUGCUGGAGGAGGCCGAGCGCGAGUACGGAUUCAGGCACCAGGGCGCCAUCGCCAUCCCCUGCCGCGUCGACCGCUUCGUCCAGGUCGAGCACCUCAUCGACCAGGACCUCCACGGCAGCUGCGCGCACCACCUCGUCGACCUCGACGGCCGCGGCGGUGCCGGCGCCCCGCACCACCUCCACCUGCCGCGCUUCGUCGGCUGCUUCCGCGCCUGACUCAUCACCUCUCACUUUCGUAUAUCGAGGUGGUUUCUUGUGUUGGUCUUUUGUGAUCUGUCUCGUCCUUCCGUUCUCUCUCGCCUUGGUUUGUGAGGGCUGCAUGAUGCGAUUGGUUUGAAGCUUGUGGCGAGAGAAAUGGAGGACGAUUCAUCUAGACGUUGAUGACGACGAAAAUUGAGAUGAUCUCAAGUGUAAAGAUCUAGAGAGGAUGCUGUUAAACUUUUAGCUCUAGUUUCCUUUUUUUUUCUUUUUAUACGUCAAUAUACUUUGCUAAUAUGCUCUGCAAAAGUGGUUUGUCUGUGUAAAUUAGUAUUUCUUUUUUUUUUUUGGGUAUAGAAUGAUUGUCUGAAACUCUGAAUUGUUUUUUACACUAUUGACAUCACAAACGCGUUAAUGUUAGGGCAAUCGAUUCGUUGUGCUGAGUCGCUUUCUCCUCAAGCCUUUGAUGGGAAAAUAUGAGAAAAAAUAAGCUGUCAAGAUUCCAUCUUGCAGAUGAUUGAUUAA